Molecule: messenger RNA, 3763 nt
Organism: Halichondria panicea
Lineage: Eukaryota; Metazoa; Porifera; Demospongiae; Suberitida; Halichondriidae
Product: serine/threonine-protein kinase Nek1-like
Exons: 23
Coding region: 100-3573 (1157 amino acids)
Biological process (GO): protein phosphorylation
Molecular function (GO): protein kinase activity; ATP binding
Source: RefSeq, a predicted model, not a curated record
AACAGGGGGCGUGUCAAAACAGAGGACAGUAUUAUCUGCUGUGCUCAAGCAAAUGCAGACGUUUGGUUUCCACUGCACUGAGCUAGCUAGCUAAGAAGAAUGGAUGCAUAUGUUCGCAUCCGUAAAAUUGGUGAGGGAGCAUUUGGAAAAGCUCUGCUUGUCAAACGGAAGGCGGACGGAAAGCAAUGUGUUAUCAAAGAGGUCAACAUUUCAAAGAUGGGUCGCAAAGAACGAGAGGACUCCAGAAAAGAGGUCAAAGUGCUCUCUCAGAUGAAGCACCCGAAUAUAGUGGGGUACCAGGAGUCGUUUGAGGACGGUGGUUCUCUGUACAUAGCCAUGGACUAUUGCGAUGCAGGGGACCUCUACAAGAAGAUCAGUGACCAGCGAGGCAAGCUCUUCAGUGAGGACCAAGUGCUCAACUGGUUCGUGCAGAUAUGCCUGGGGCUAAAGCAUGUCCAUGAUAGGAAGAUACUGCACAGGGACAUCAAGUCGCAGAAUAUCUUUCUGACGAAAUCUGGAGUGGUGAAACUUGGCGAUUUUGGUAUAGCCAAGGUCCUCAACAGCACUGUGGAGCUUGCCAGAACAUGCAUUGGAACUCCCUACUACCUCUCCCCGGAGAUCUGCGAGAAUAGACCGUACAACAACAAGAGCGAUGUGUGGGCUCUGGGCUGUGUCUUGUACGAGCUAGUCACUCUCAAACAUGCUUUUGAGGCAGGGAACAUGAAGAACCUUGUGUUGAAGAUUGUCAGGGGGUCCUAUCCUCCUGUCUCCACCAGAUACAGCCGAGAGCUGCGCUCACUCAUCGACUCUUGCCUCAAGCUCCAGCCCAGACAGAGGCCAUCAGUCAAUGGACUACUCAGACUCCCCAUCAUUCAGAAGAGAAUAGAUGGGUUGCUCACUGAAACUAUCCAAGCAGAAGAGUUCAGCCACACUAUCCUUCAUCGUCAUCGGAAACCAUCUAAUCCUGCCGUCGCUAAUCCUAGACCACGCCCACUCGGAGUGGUGGGAAAAGCCGUUCCUCCAAAGAUUGAUCCACCCCCUCCUGGCCCAGUGAGGAAGUACCAGCCUGGAGCCAUCUACGGAGGGGGAAAAGGCUCGGCAGACAAGAGGAAAAAUGUGAUUGUUCGGGCAAGACCACGCCCCUCACAACCACAAGCUCGGAAACCAAUUUCGGCUGCUCUGGCUGCUCGCAAGAAAGAGGCUAACGAAAGAGAGAGAGUUCAGAAAGAGGAGAUAAGGAAGCAGCAUGCCAUUGAGGCCAGGCUUCAGCAUCAAAACUUUGCACGGAAGCAAAAUGCUGCUCGACUCCAGCAGGCAAAGAAAGUAGCAGCUCAAGGCUGGAGAGCCACAUUGUCCGGGGGCAAAGACCAGUUUUCUAAUGAGCAGGAGCCUCCCCAACUCGAGAGUGAAGAAGAAGUAAAGGAUGAAAGGGAGAAUAUUGAGCCCCUAUCGAAACACAAUGUACAAGAUACUGCACAGAAUGACAGAUAUGAGGCUAUAAAGGCUGCUGAAAAGGCUAGAGUGAUUGCCGAGUACCAGCAGCGUCAGAGAGAGGCAGCUGCUAACAAGGCGAGGGGUCAUGCUCAAUGGAGGGCACCACCAGUGCAGUUACCCCCUCACACUCCCGCAGCAGCAGCAGGCAAUGUUGGUGCAGGGGGAGGGAGGGAGAAGAGCAAAGCUGAGGAGAACUACCUGAAGAAGCUCCAGGCCAUCCGUCAGCAAAACUACAUGGAGAGGAAGCGGAUACAGCAUAGGAUGCAGCUCUAUAAGCCAGACCCCCCACGACAGCCUGAGGGGGAGACGAGGGUGGUGACUGGCCCCCCACAGCUGAACCUCGACGAGAGGAGGAGGAAAAUUGCAGCAUUGAAGGCCCAAGCUGAUGAGCAGGCUGAGGCUAUGAGGAAAAAGUUGGAGGAAAGACAUCGGCAAAGGGUGGCCCCUGUCCUUACUCGACCUCCUCCAGCAAAUGAGGUGGCGCCUCAAGGGAAGUGGGCGGAGCCAAGGAAACAGUGGGGAGAGCCUCCUAAGGAGCCGGUUAUUGCUCAGCAAUGUGAUUCUACUGGAGGGGUCAUUGAAGAAACGACUAAUGUUGUGUUCAAGGAUGGACCAGUUGAUGGUGCCAGAAAGCAAUGGGCUAACAAGGAGGGGCAGCCUCUCAUUGCUAUGCUACAGGAGAAGACAUUACAGACUGCCACCUAUGCAGUCAACAAGGACGAAUUGAGUGGACAGACAAGAAUGGAGGUGAUACAACUCAGUGCUGAGCCACCAACUGAACCGAGCACUAAUAGAGGAGAUACCACCACUCUGAGCAACGAUGAAGCUGUUACACGUACGUCAGAACCAACUGAAACUAAGGACUCACCCCAAGGAGACAAGAUCGAGAAUAUGAAAAAAGAUGAUACAAGUAUUGAAGGAAACGAGGGAUCACCAGUUGUCGGUGUGCAGAUGUCUAAGUCGUGGGUGGUUGUUUCUAACGAGCCGAGUGGGGAGGAGCCUCCUGUGAAACAAGCCUGGGGGGAGGGGCAAGCGGGUGAGGAAGCAAUGACUCCUACACCAGAUACAAUCCAGCCUCCUAAAGAGAGUGAUGUCAGCUCGAUUCAGGUGCAGGAUAUAGAGGAGGAAGUGUCUAGCUCCAUUGCUGUCACCGAGGUCCCUCCCCCAAUACAAGAGGUGUUCUCAACUCCCACAGCACCAUCACCGAAGCCUCUUAACAAGACAGAGGAACCACUCAGAAAAGAAGUCCUGCCAGCAGUUAAACACACGCCUCCAUCCAUCUUCUCUGCAUCUCUACGUGCUGGCUUAUUUGACACAAACGUCAGCUUGUUGCAUACUUGCUCCCUUCCUGAUUUGAGGAUCCUCUUUGCCACGUAUCCUGACAAGCCAGAGGAUGGUGCUUUCUCUGAGGAUAGUGAAAAUGAUGAGGGCUCUGACCUGGAGGAAGUUGCUGAGGAGGGGGAUUCCCCCGAGGAAGGGGAAAGCUCCUCUGAUGAAGGGGCAAGUCCCUCUGAAAGGGGAAACCCUUCUGAUGAUGAAGGGUCUGGAGAUGACGGUUCAGAAGACGAAGAAGAUGAUGAUUUGCAACAAUUGGUCAAGACACUGCAAUCAUUUGUGGAGGAUGCAAGUGCAAAAUCUCCUAUGCAUUCUGCCCCAUCUCGAGAGGAAGUUGAAGUAGUGCCUGUGUUCCCUAUAUCUGAGAACUGGGAGGACUCAGAUGAUGAAGGCACACCUGCCGAUGACCCCAAUAACCCCCAGUCCACGGAGGGUGGAUCUGUAUUCAGCCGACUAGAGGAGACUAGAACUCUGCUAGAGGGAAAGUUUGGUUUAGACACACUGGUCGAGGCCUAUCAGCUUGUACAGACAUUCUAUGAAGAUGAGUCCAGUUCGACGGAGGGCUCUGGCAGUGAGAAGAUGUUCCCCUCUGAGCACAUUGUGGCUGUGAUAGGAGAGCAGAACACUCAGUACUACCCCACACUCAUACAUCUAGUGAUGGCUGACAAUGCAUACUCUAAAGAUAAUGAAACACUGGCUAGCUCUGAAGACGCAGUUGAUGGAGAUCAGGAUCUGCUGGUGUAGCUGUUAUUGAUCUUAUGGCAACCCGCUCACUUGAACUGACAAUUGUUUCACAAACACACAAUAGCUAAUAAUUAUAAGAACAAGAAUUAUAAGAACAAAAAUGUAAUAAUUAAUACUUAUAGUAUCACACAUUAUGUCACAUCAUUAUAGAUCCAAACACUAUUGUAAGAAAGUAUGUUCAAAAAACAAA